Messenger RNA from Daphnia carinata, 2164 nucleotides. RefSeq lists its product as uncharacterized. The coding region runs from base 628 to 1911 and encodes 427 amino acids. The transcript has 5 exons. NCBI's taxonomy places the organism in Eukaryota, Metazoa, Arthropoda, Branchiopoda, Diplostraca, Daphniidae. The record is from RefSeq and is a predicted model, not a curated record.
ACACGCCGACCGGCAUUGGUCUGUGCAAAAGGUUCUCCUACACUCCUGUGCGUCUCUCUAGUACACCGCAGUGGGAAAAACAAAACUACAACAUUACUGUACGCAAAACAACAAACUCCAGAACAAAAAAAAAAAAGAAAGACCCUUUUUUGUGUGUGGAGCCUACCAAAUUCUAGUGGUUCGUGACUUGAAGGAUUUCACGACAGCAAUUCGAAUAGUUCAAAAGACAGUCUUGGUGGUUUUCGUUCUCUUCACCUCGGCAGGAUGAAGAUGGACUGAAGAUUGACACGAACUGUUUCGUGAUGUGAAUUGGUAUCGAUCCGACCGAGUGCUUCCAUACGUGUGUGUAUGUGUGUGACGUUUGUUCAACCUCCCCCUCACUCAGCAACAACAAAAACAACAACAGCAGCAAAAAAAAAUCAUUGAUUCUGCAGUAGAGGAGAAAAACGCACAACAGGGGAGGGCGAAAUUGUUGUGCUCGCGUGUAUACCGGGAAUUUCCCCCUCUUCGAUCAGCUGAUAGUGACGUCAUCAUCCAAACAUCAACAAACACUUGGUCGUGUUGCUCAUCGGGAUCAUUUUUAGUGGCCAUCGGCGUCCGUCAGAGUGUGUCGACUAUCUUUUGCGAAUGAGUGGAUACGGCGUGAUUCUGAACGGCGGAACGGCCGAGAAUUUCUCUUUAGGCACAGUGGAAGGUCAUCAGGAUUCAGCGGGAGUGACAUACGAUGAAUGGGAACCGGAGGAUUUGGUGGCCACCGUACAGUUCUUGGCAACAUUGGACGACCGGCUGCCGCACAGUGCGUACGUUAUCCCCAGCAACAGCGCCGAAGAAGCCGAGGGCCUCGUCGUGCUUUCACCCUUCUGUAAUAACAAUUCGACAGCAGUAGAGGAAGAUGACGAAGCAGAUGUAAAUCUCGUUGGAACGAUGAAUACGACGUCCUCUUCCGUCGAGGAGGCCAACGAACCUUUGCUUUCCAGCACCACCCUCCUGGGCGAUGCUUCCGCUCCCUCCGCUGCGUUGAGCGACAUCACCGCAGAGGAGAAUUCCGUUUCUUCUGCCGCCCAGACUCCUUCCUCCAUAGAGGAAAGAUCAAUCAUCCGGACCUCCAACAAGCCAACCCAUCUGAAAAGGGUUUCGUUUGGAAGCACAAAAGGAUCGAUGGUAGAAACGCUGAUCUACGAGAGUCCACAAACAGAGGAGGGACCCUCUGCGACGUCAGCCGGUUGGAGUAAAACCAACAUAAGCAAGGGCAAGAAUUUGCGAUCAGUCAUUGGUGCUGUGCCUGAAUCUCUACCGGAAGAGACUGUCGCAUUACUCAGUGAAUCGUCUCGGUCGGCCUCCAAAGUCCGAGUUACGUACUUUGAAUCUAAACGACCCCUGACGCUACCAUCGCCGGAAGCGUCGGAUGCGGAGUGGGACGACAUGGCCGAACCACCGCCGCAGCAACAACAACUCAAUUACACCCGACAACCCAGCACGGAAUCGGGACAGGACAAUCCAUUCCGGCCGGAUGGCGAUCUAAGUCGCGAAGCGGACGAGCUCGUAGAACUGCUGAAAGGCGGGCGGGUUUCCAUCUCUGAAGUGCUGAAAAAUAAAGAUGGCAGCCAUCAGCCAGAACCGACCUUUAUUGACGAACAACAGCCGACUUCUGAAGAGGCUGUCCAGGUGAGCGGAUCACCAGCACCACGGAAUACGUCUACUCCUUCAUCUCCGGCCAGCAAAGCUGAGUCUCCAGACGGCGGAAGAAUCAACGGCAAUUUAACCGAACAGGAGAAGAAGGCUGCAGAGGCGGCCGAAGGCGGUGCGGUCGAAGUCCAGCGUGGAGUUGUGGCUCCCGUAACCGGCGAGAGUCAAGUCGAACACGUUGUGAUCAAGAAGAAAUCCAAGUGUCAGUGUUGCGUCAUUCAGUGAUGAUCACCGAUGUUCUGUGCUGAUAAACUGCCGCGGCCGUCUCUCCUAUCGCCGCAUCAGUUGGACUCUUUUUCUUGUUUGAUUUUCCUUUUUUUUUUUAUCUUUUUUUUUUCCUGCCUCUCAAGACUUCUGACGCGGUUGACGCCCAAUUAUAGGAUGUGAAGACGCCCUCUCUCCUGUUCUGUCUGUCUUCUAGAUCCAUAAUAUUCUGUUUUAUUAUUUAUUAUUAUUAUUAUUUUUUUUUUUGUAUUUU